This is a messenger RNA of Brassica rapa (field mustard), 1322 nucleotides long. Its product is annotated as mitochondrial outer membrane protein porin 2. Gene Ontology annotation, molecular function: voltage-gated monoatomic anion channel activity. Gene Ontology annotation, cellular component: mitochondrial outer membrane. Lineage: Eukaryota; Viridiplantae; Streptophyta; Magnoliopsida; Brassicales; Brassicaceae. The record is from RefSeq and is a predicted model, not a curated record. Gene Ontology annotation, biological process: monoatomic anion transmembrane transport.
UCGAAACCAAGGGUCGGGACGUGAUUAAAAUCCCCACAAGGCGUCUUCUUUUCCCUUCGCCACGUGAACGGCUGUGAGUGGGUUGUCAUUAAAGAAAGCCACAGGCUGUUAUUUUUACAGUAAAGAAUAUUAGUUAUUUAUUUCGUGAAAGUCGUAUUGCUCUCUCUCUCUAUCUUCACCGCUUCUCCUCCAAAUCUCUUCGCCGAUCUCUCUGCAUCUCCGAUCAAAACCAUGAGCAAAGGUCCAGGUCUAUUCGCAGAUAUCGGCAAGAAAGCCAAAGAUCUGUUGACGAGAGACUACAACACCGAUCAGAAAUUCAGCAUCUCCACAUACAGUGCCUCCGGCGUGGCCCUUACGUCGACUGCUCUGAAGAAAGGAGGAGUGCAUGCUGCUGAUGUUACCUCCCAAUACAAGUACAAGAAUGCUGUCUUCGAUGUCAAAAUCGACACUGAUUCUACUAUUUUGACGACAGUCACAUUCACCGAGAUUCUCCCAUCGACCAAAGCCAUUGCCUCCUUCAAAGUCCCUGACAACAGCUCUGGCAAGCUCGAGAUUCAAUACUUCCACGACCACGCAACUGUUACCGCUGCUGCAGCUUUGAAGCAAAACCCAUUGAUCGACAUAACAGCUACUCUAGGCACACCAGUCAUCUCAUUUGGCGCUGAAGCUGGAUACGACACGUCCUCCAAGACUUUCACCAAGUACAACGCUGGAAUCAGUGUGACCAAACCAGAUGCAUGCGCUUCCAUUAUAUUGGGAGACAAAGGAGACUCAAUCAAAGCGUCUUACCUUCACCACCUUGACGAAUCCAAGAGAAGCGCAGCAGUUGGUGAGGUUUACAGGAAGUUCUCGACCAAUGAAAACACGAUAACGGUUGGUGGGUUAUAUGCGAUUGAUCAUACGACUACAGUGAAAGCUAAGCUCAACAACAAUGGCAAACUCGGUGCUUUGCUUCAGCACGAGGUUGUGCCUAAAUCCUUAGUGACUGUUUCCAGUGAGAUCGACACUAAGGCGUUAGACAAGCAUCCAAGGUUCGGUCUUUCUCUUGUUCUCAAGCCUUGAAGAAGUCUCCGAACCUUUUGUCGUAUUCUCUCAUUUGUUCAAUUCUACGGCAGAGGACCCCCGAGAGUUUUCGUUUUACUAUCUUGGAAUAAAUAGUUCCGCAGUGAAAAUUGACGGAUAAUUCUUUUUUUUUUCUUGGAUAUGUUUGGUUUUGUUAUUUUUCACUAAGCAAUUCUUGGUACAUUUCUUUUUUUACCGAAGCAAAUGUCAUUAUCUCAUCAUCCUCACAUAUCAAAUUUGAAAUCAAUUUUUUCUUUAAA